Molecule: messenger RNA, 1492 nt
Organism: Mesitornis unicolor (brown roatelo)
Lineage: Eukaryota; Metazoa; Chordata; Aves; Mesitornithiformes; Mesitornithidae
Product: T-box-containing protein TBX6L
Exons: 9
Coding region: 134-1492 (452 amino acids)
Biological process (GO): positive regulation of DNA-templated transcription; regulation of transcription by RNA polymerase II; cell fate specification
Cellular component (GO): nucleus
Molecular function (GO): DNA-binding transcription factor activity, RNA polymerase II-specific; RNA polymerase II cis-regulatory region sequence-specific DNA binding
Source: RefSeq, a predicted model, not a curated record
UCAGAAGGAAGGGCUUUUGCUUUCUUCAGGAAAUCAGACCUGCUUUUGAACUGGACUAUUUUGGCUCCCCUUCUAAGAACUCUGGUGGCUCUCUUGGCCGUGCAAGCUCCUAGACUCCACGGUACAUGGAAAAAUGCAAGCUUUACCAGACGUGAAAGCGCCGUGUGAGGCCCUUCCUUCCCCCAGCCUGGAGCCCUACCCGCAGAGCUCCAUCGUGGUCACCCUGGAGGACAUCGGUCUCUGGAUGAAGUUUCAUCAGAUAGGAACUGAGAUGAUCAUCACCAAAUCUGGCAGACGAAUGUUUCCACAGUGCAAAAUCAAAGUGUCUGGCUUAAUCCCAUACGCCAAGUACCUGAUGCUGGUAGAUUUUGUGCCAAUGGACAACUUCAGGUACAAGUGGAAUAAAGAUCAGUGGGAAGUUGCUGGAAAAGCAGAGCCUCAGCUCCCCUGUCGCACCUACGUCCACCCAGAUUCCCCAGCUCCUGGCAGCCACUGGAUGAAAGAACCCGUCUCCUUCCAAAAACUGAAGCUCACCAACAACACCCUGGAUCAACACGGGCAUAUCAUUCUCCACUCCAUGCACCGUUACAAGCCUCGCUUCCACAUUGUGCAGGCAGACGACCUCUUCAGUGUCCGCUGGAGCAUCUUCCAAGUCUUCAGUUUCCCUGAGACUGUCUUCACUUCUGUUACUGCCUACCAGAAUGAGAAGAUUACAAAGCUCAAGAUUGACAACAAUCCAUUUGCUAAAGGUUUCCGUGAGCAUGGGAAGAACACUCGAAGGGAAGGCCGAGCCAAAUGCCAGAAACCCAGUCCAGCCAAGGGCCAGAAGAGGAAGCUGCCCGAGGAAAAGGAGUCCAGCGCUGAGGAACGUGAUUUUGAGAAAGACGAGAAUGCCGAUGUCAAGGAAGAGAGUAACCCCGUCGUGGUGAGCAAUGGAUACCCCUUCUGGGUCUCGGAGCAGAAUGGCAGCCAUGCCUUUCCUGCAGCGUCGCCGGUGCCAGCUGACCAGAGGGAGGGUCUGGCCAGAGAACAGCAAGUGCCUACGCCGUCCUACCAGACAUAUCGGUUCCACGAAGCUGGGGACAGCCAGCAGCUUCCCACACGUGAUGCCGCUGCCUUGAACGAUUUCCGGGCAAGGUGCCACCCCUUGGAUCUUGCCACCGUGCCUGAGCAUGACUCCAAACAGCUCCCAGAGGGCUUCACCAACCUGCCUCCGCUCCCCCCGCCUCUGCCUCCUCCCCAGGACUACACAGGAGUGGUGAACAUGGCUCUAGACUCUGUCGGGAAACCUGGGGCCCGAGCGCCCAUGUACAGUCCCUACAGCACCGAUCAAGGGCUCGGCCAGUGGAUGGUGCCUUCCCACAGCCAGUACAGGGCGAUGAGCUACUCAGCCUUCUCCACAGAGUACAAUACACAGGGGGCUCCAGGACAUCCCCACGGGACCAUGGCAGAGUGGAGCCAGUACCCUCUGUUCCCGUAUGCCUGCUGGUGA